AUGGAUACCCAUGAUGUCUCUGACGCCCCAGAGUACUUGCAGUUACUGCGAGGGCACCAGAAGACUCUUCGAAAUGCGCAGUCUCGCAAGGGUCAGCGGCCCAGGCCAACCAAGUCGCGGGAAGAGAUAAUAAUGCAGUUCCAGUUUCGACAAAUGAUGAAGGAUAAUACACCAAUGAGAGGAGAUCUCAUCCGUUCGUCUUUUGUUCCUCCUGCAUACAAUCCCUGCAUUACGCCAUUGAAAGACUUGGAAAAAGCUAUGAUUAAGGACCUCACUCUUGAAACCCACCAUCGUGGUUCGUAUCUCCUGCUAAGAGCAGUUACAUCGACGGACGUGUUGACGGCGGUCAUGGUGAUUGUGGAGGAUGAGGAACGAAAUGUCCUCAUGUUGCAGCUAUACAAUCAAGCGAAUGAAUUUUCUGCCGAUAGUCACAUUUCCGAAGGAACGGCCAUUAUCGUGAAGGAGCCAUAUUUGAAGGUCAUGUCUGAUGGGGACUAUGGGCUCCGAGUCGACCAUCUUUCUGAUGUCGUGUUUAUCCCGGAAUAUGACAGCCGAGUUCCGCUGCGUUGGAGACAACAGCGUAUAAAGGAGGAGACAACCGCCGGUGAUUGGAAGACGACAGGCAAUGACUUUUUCAACGAAGCUAGGUAUCACUUUGCUAUUGAAUGUUACUCCAAGGCUCUGGACUCCUCCCCGACAGAUGACGAGGCAGUUAUCAUAAAACUCAAUCGUGCCCUCACAUUUCUAAAAACUCACCAAUUCGACGCAGCUCUCCGCGAUCUGGAUGUAGCAUCCACAGGCCCCAAACCGUCCGAGAAGGCCCUCUUCCGCAAAUCACAGGCUCUGUAUUGUCUCCGGAGGUUUCGGGAGUCCUGUGACGUUCAUACGGUGCUCAGUAGGGAAUACCCAGAAAACAGCGCCGCGAAGAGAGAGUUUGCCCGGGCCAUGGCACGACUUGCUGAACAGGAGAGCGGUAAAUAUCAAUUUAAGCGGUUGCAGCUAGAAGCCAGGAAAAUUCGUCCACCAAAACUCGAUCAUGCAACUUAUAUCGGCCCUGUGGCGGUGCAGCCCACCGAGUCUCGCGGACGCGGCUUAUUCACGACAGAAGCAGUCAAGGCGGGAGAUCUUCUCUUCUGCGAGAAAGCAUUUGCUUAUGCUUUUUAUGAUUCCGAUGCUGCCAAUAAGGUUCUUCCGCUUCUGAUCAACGCGCAGACAGGGGCCAUGACCAUGGGUUCGCAGGCGGAACUCAUUGAGAACAUCGUUCAAGAGAUUUACAAGAAUCCGUCUCUAAUGCCAAUCUUCACUGGCCUUUAUCAUGGCUCGUAUGAGCCUGUUAAUGUUACAGAAGUAGAUGACAAACCAGUUGUUGAUACCUUCCUCGCUGAACGCAUCAUGUCAUUGAAUUGCUUUGGCUGUCCAACCUCCUCUCGCGAGUCUCAUAUGCGCCUUCUGAAAGAAGAGGCGCAGUCGGAAAAUAGAGCCGAGCGGUUUCGCUCCUGUGGCGAUCUCGCUCCGAACACUGAAAUCACAUUCUGGUAUCGAUCCCCGCUCGACAACAAAUACAACGAGACCCAUAUGGACCUGAAGCACUGGGGCUUCAAGUGCAGUUGUGUUAUAUGCCAAGAUCGUCAAGCAACCGUUAAGGCGGAUUUGAGAAUGCGAACAAAACUCAGAGCCGACAUGUUGAAACUUUUUCAAAACAGCAAGAGAUCAAGUCCAGCUAAACUCGAAGCUCUUCUCUCGCGAUUCGUAGAGACAUAUAGUCAGCCAGCCCCUGAGGUGCCUCGCCUUGGCAUGUGGGAUCCGUACCUGGCUCUUUCACGGAUGUAUGCGGCGUAUAACCAACCGCACAAGGCCAUUGAAUUUACAUUGAAAACGCUCGAAUCACUUGGCUACACCAUCAAAGGCGGGAAUCUUCCCCGUACCUCAGGCUUGCCACUUCUUGUUGAGAAAUGGGGAUUGAUGACGGAUAGUCUUGUUGGAUGUUGGAUGGGUCUUUCCAAUGCCUAUCGCGAGGUGGCGCCGGACCUUGCGGAUCAAGCGGAGAAGUAUGCCAGGAUUACUUACCGGGUUUGUGUCGGUGAGGAUGAAACUUUUGACGAAACGUACUCCUCGGAGCGGCCUAAUGGUCCUCUUAUCUCACUCAUCGCAACCAGGACCUGUACUGCCGUCCUCAAGUUUGUAACGACUUGGGCGGGAGAAGACGAAGCGUAA
Molecule: messenger RNA, 2214 nt
Organism: Uncinocarpus reesii 1704
Lineage: Eukaryota; Fungi; Ascomycota; Eurotiomycetes; Onygenales; Onygenaceae
Exons: 5
Coding region: 1-2214 (737 amino acids)
Molecular function (GO): protein binding
Source: RefSeq, a predicted model, not a curated record